Messenger RNA from Ichthyophthirius multifiliis, 1104 nucleotides. RefSeq lists its product as hypothetical. Gene Ontology annotation, cellular component: cytoplasm. Gene Ontology annotation, biological process: cytoplasmic translation. Lineage: Eukaryota; Ciliophora; Oligohymenophorea; Hymenostomatida. The record is from RefSeq and is a predicted model, not a curated record. Gene Ontology annotation, molecular function: GTP binding; GTPase activity. The transcript has 3 exons.
AUGAGUAUUGGAUAAAAAAUAGCAGAAAUAGAAUAAGAACUUGAGAGAACACAAAAAAACAAAGCAACAUCUUAUCAUAUAGGAUAACUAAAAGCAAAACUAGCAAAAUUCAAAAGAGAAUUAAUAGAAGGAAGCAAAGGAAAAACAGGACCAGCAGGUGAAGGUUUUGAUGUAUCAAAAACAGGAGAUGCACGUGUAGGGAUGAUAGGAUUUCCUUCAGUAGGAAAAUCUACACUUUUAACAAAAUUAACAGGAACAGAAUCUAAAAUAGCAGCAUAUGAAUUUACAACAUUAACAUGUAUACCAGGAAAUAUAUAUUAUAAAGGAUCUAAAAUAUAAUUAUUGGAUCUUCCAGGUAUAAUUGAAGGAGCAAAAGAUGGUAAAGGAAGAGGAAGAUAGGUUAUAGCAUGUGCUCGUACCUGUAAUUUAAUUGUUAUAGUUUUAGAUGCAACUAGGCCUAUGAAGCAUAAAAAAAUAAUUGAACAUGAAUUAGAAGGUUUUGGUAUUAGAUUAAAUAAAUAACCACCUAAUAUUGAAUUUAAGAAAAAAUAAAAAGGAGGUAUAAAUAUUACUCAUACAGUUGAUAAUCCUGAUUUAGAUGAUGAGAUGAUUAAAACAAUUUUAAAAGAAUAUAAAAUUAGUAAUUGUGAUAUUAUUCUAAGAGAAAAAAUAAAUGAAGAUUAAAUUAUUGAUAUUAUUGAAGGUGACAGAAAAUAUAUUCCAUGUCUAUAUGCUAUGAAUAAAAUUGACGAUCUUACCAUGGAAGAAUUAGAUAUAAUUGAUUAAAUUCCUCAUUAUGUACCUAUUUCAGCACAUUUAGAAUGGAAUCUUGAUGAACUUGUUGAUAGAAUGUGGGAAUAUCUUGAUCUUGUUAGAGCUUAUACUAAACCUAAAGGAAAAGAACCAGAUUAUAAUUAACCAGUCAUUCUUUAAAGAAAAAAUAGUCUUGUUGAACAUUUCUGUAUGAGAAUUCAUAGAAAUAUGAUAAAAGAUAUGAAAUAUGCACUUGUUUGGGGAACUUCUGUAAAACACAAUCCUUAAGUAUGUGGAAAAGAUCAUUAAUUAAAUGAUGAAGAUAUUAUAUAAAUUAUUAAAAAAUUAUGA